Messenger RNA from Moesziomyces antarcticus, 3363 nucleotides. RefSeq lists its product as uncharacterized. The coding region runs from base 1 to 3363 and encodes 1120 amino acids. Lineage: Eukaryota; Fungi; Basidiomycota; Ustilaginomycetes; Ustilaginales; Ustilaginaceae. The record is from RefSeq and is a predicted model, not a curated record. The transcript has a single exon. Gene Ontology annotation, biological process: regulation of chromosome condensation.
AUGGAUUUCACGUCGUCGCUGCGCCGCAAGCAGACUGCCGUCACCUACUCGAGGCGCAAUCGACAGCAUGGAACGGGCAGUGCAACCUCUUCCCCUGCGGCAAUCCGCCCCCGUCCCGCUGCUGACGCAUCCAACGGAUCCUCCGACGAGGCAGAAGAACCUCGUGAGAAUGGCACAUCGUGCAAGAGAGCAGUCGUCUCGCCCAUCAAAUCCAGCCGCAUAGAUCCCAGCUCCUCCUCCUCGUCUGCCUCGUCCUCAUCCUUGCGGCAUCCUCCGAAUCCUCCCUAUGGAUCGGCUGCGAGUCCGUCCAAGUCGACGCCGGGUGGUCUCGGGCCCAAAUCACGCCCAACACCGUCGUCCACCGCUCCUCGCUCCACCAGCUCGCUGCCGCAGCGUCCGGCCCGCGCUGCUUCUCCCUCCACCGCCGUAAAGGCACGCCGUCCGUCGGCUUCAUCCACCCUACCCGCCAAGCGCAGCGCCAGCACCUCACCUCGCAAGUCGUCGGCAUCAUCACCCUCCAAACGCUUCGCCCGCUCCCGCACCCCGACACGCCCAGCAAAGGACCUGUCCAGCCUCUUUGACGCCAUCGAGCCCACCUUGCCGCGGCCUCGCAGCAAUCCUUUCGCCAGAAGCGAGAGCCAUCCCGUCGUCCAUCUCGCCCCUUUCGAGGCCCUCGAUCCAGCAUCGCCCAUCGACAGCCCGCUUCAGUCGCCCACUCUUCCGCACUUUGACUUCGAUGACCAGCUCUCCCCAGGUACCGCCCCCAUCAGCCCCUCCAAGCGAUCCAGGAUGGCAGAUCGCAUGGCACCCCGAACCGCACGCCCCGCCAAGUCCAAGCUGGACGACAUUGUCGAGUCGCUCUCCAACUCCAGGCGCGGAUCCUUGCGCCGAACUGAGACCGCUCCUUCGGCCAUUUUUGAUGCGCACUCGUUCGAUCCAGCUGUUUCGGAUGCCACGGGGCAGGCCGACAUCCACAUGGCAACAACACGCCCUUCCGAGGCAGCUUCGAGUACGGCCCGACUCGAUCUCGACUCUGCGGCCGAGUCUCAAUCCCAGGAUACCUCGGCUUCAGCAUCGGGUGCCCGUAGACUCGCUGGCAUCAAGCAGACAUCGGCCACCAAUGCAAAACGCACCUAUGGCCUUCAGCGCAGCUUCCUCGCAGACCAGGCCGAAGAGAACCUCCUCACGGACUCGAUCCAACCACCAACACCCAACCCCAUCCCAGACACAGCGUCCCGCAAUAUCGAAGACGAGAUCGAGGCGCAGAUCAACGGUCAUGCUUCCACACCUUCUAUCGAACCCGCUCGCGUCGCCUCCUCGGCCGCAUCUCGCCUUUCCGAGCCAAACACACCCGCACCGCGCGAGAGCUACGCCGAACUGCUCAAAAAGUGGGGAGAAGGCGCAGACGACAUCGAGUGGGACGAGUCGCAGGAUCCCACCCUCAACCUCAAGUCCAUCACCUCGCUCCGCUCCACCGGCGAGCUCCGCCGCUUCAAUGACGAUCUCGAGUACCUCUUCUCCGGUCUCGACCCGGCCCAGAACCUAUCCAUCCGCAAGAGCUCCGCCGUCGAGCUCAUCCGCCUGCUUUGCGGCAAGCCCGACAUCGGCUCGCUGCCGGAUGCAGACGACGACGACAGCGAUGUCGAUGAAGAGUCGAUCGAAGAUCCGCUCGCCUCCGCCCAGUCGGCCGAGUUCCUGCGCAAACUCAAGGCCUCCGACCUCAUCGUGCGCCUCUUCGACCUCUUCACAGGCGCAGAAGCCGGAGAAGGAACCGACGACGUCCUCGACGCCUCCCUCGCCGUCUAUGCGGCGAAGCUGCUCAAGACAGCGUCGUAUGUCGAGCCUUUGAUGCGCGAGCGAAGCGCGCAACUGCACCGCACGCUAGCCAACAUGCUCCUGCGAGCCGGUCGAGCGUCGCGCUCCGAUCGCAAGGACGGGUUCGCCUUGCUGCGGCUGCACGAACUCAAGCAGCACAAGAUCGCCUCACGUUCAGAUCGCAAGGCGCUCGAUGAGCUGCGCGCCAUCUCACGCAUCUCCAAGCUCUUUGUGGCAGGUGGCACCAGCUGGACGGUGCGCAAUCUCGUCAUCGCUGCUUGCUGCUCGCUCAUCGCGCUGCCGCGGCGUCUGUGGACCGAGGACACGCUCAACGGCCUAUUCGCAGCCGAAGAAGGCGUCGAGAGUGUUGCGCCUUCGUCACUCUUCCAUUCCGUCCUCGAGACGCUGGUCUCGGAGGGCAACAAGGCACAGCAGCGUCUGGUCGACUUUGCAAAGGGGCUUGAACUCGUCGCACCUACAGCAGUCGAGGCGAUCCCGGAUCUCGAGACCGUCGACGUCGCCAUCCGCUUCCUCGACAAGGCCAUGGACAUGCUCUACUUGGAACUGGAUCGCAACCUGCCCGCCUCGGACGAGACGCUCGGCGCACUGCAGCAUCUGGUCGCCUUUGCCAUCGAAGCAGCCCCCCUCGACACGCUCAGCAACACCGGCAAGGCGGUGGAUAGAGGCGCGGGAUCGGGGUAUGUCCGCAGCAUCGAGACACGCGCCCUGCAAGUGCUUCAUGUGCUGUUCAAGAUGCUGUUGGACCUGAGCCAGGUCGACGCCAACUGGAGCGAGUCGCUCGCCUCGUCGGCAAUCCUGCAGGCGUCGAUCGUGCGUGCGUUUCUCCUGGGCCAUCAGAGCGCGUCCAGACUGCGUGGUUCCGACAAAGACAGCGAUGACGACAGCAAACGGUCACCCGACGUCGCUCUCUUUGACGAUGUGGUGCACCUCUCGUUGGCACUGCUCACGAAUCUGCUCAUCAAGCAGCUCGACAAGGCGCGCGACGCAUUGGAGGCGGUGCGGCUCGUGCCGACGUGCUGGCGACGACGCUCGUGUGCCGCUGCCGACGCAUGCAGUUGCGAGGGCAGGCUUCCGGCGCUGCAGCUUCUGGCGCGCGUGUUUUUCGAGACGCGCAUCGCCGCAGCCAGCCGCGACGACAGCAAUGCGGCGUACCUGUCCAACUCGAUCGCCACGGCGAUUGCGCAGUUCGGCGUGGGUGGCGCAGAGAGGCUGGAGGCGUGUCGCACCGCGCUGGCUGCCGAACUGCCGAGUGCGCACAGCACGCCGAGCGGUGUAGCCGCAAUUGGCAAGGAUGGACUGCAGACGCUGUUGGAUGCGGUGGACGAGUUUGCAGUCGUGCAUCAAGCCGCGCUCGACGCGGGUAGGGUGCGUGGUGACGAAGAAGCGGCAGGCAGCGAGGACGGAGAAGACGGUGCGGGCACAGACGAGGCGGCGCAAGUGGCGGGCCAGGACGGCGCGAAUCCGGUGGCUGCCGAGGCAGGCCAGCUGAUCAAAGAGCUCGCACAGACGCUGCGGCACAUGUGCUAA